AUGUUGAAGCUAAAUUCACAAAGAUCUUUACCAAUGACUUUAUUUCCUAAACAAUCAAUUUAUGCGAAGGUUGAAUCAGAUCCUAAGAUUGGUAGAUGGAGAAAGCCGAUUGUUAAAAUAUUUAGAUUGGGUGUAUACAUUGUAAAGUAUUAUAAAACAGGCAUCCAAGAAACUUAUAAUAUUUAUAAGAAUUCUAAAAACUUUAAAAUGGAAAUUAAUAAAUUAACUUCAAUAGAUUUGAAAAACUCAUCAUCUCCUAUUACUGAAUUAUACAAGUAUGUUGAAUUUCAAGAUAUUAAGGUUAGAAAUACCCAUUUAGAGAAUAAUAAUGGUAAAGAUACUUCAAAUGGUAAGCCGAUUACUUCUCAUAUUCCAAUCACUAGGAAACAAUUGGUGGAAUAUUAUAGAAGAAAUCAAGUUUGGAAAUUACCUAGAUUUGCACUAAUUGCAUUCAUAUUUGAAGAAAUUACCGCUUUACUUUGUUAUAUUUGGCCUAAUAUUGCACCACAUAAUUGUCUUUCUCCUGGUGGAUACAAAAAAAUAUCCAAUUCUUUAAUAUUACAAAGAAAUAAGUUUCAAGCUAAGAAUAAAACUAAAAAAAUGAUCGAAAAUAGCCUUGAAUAUAAUUCCCCAUUUUCUUUAUCAACAAAUGAACUUAAAUUGAAAUUAAGGAACUCUACAGCUUCAAAAGUUAAAUUAUUCAUUUACUCUAAAUUUCAAAACAAUAAAAAAUUUCAAGAAAAGUCUUUAAAUGAAUUCUAUCAAUAUAUUUAUUUAAACGAUAGAAUAUUGUUAGAAAAUAUAUUGAAACCAAAUUUAUUUGAAGAAAAAAAUUCGAUAACGAGAUUGACAUAUAGAGAACUAGCUCAAGAAAUUUUGGAGAGACAAUUAUAUGAGUAUGAUGAAGAUAUCAAUAAAAUGGUUAAUGAUCAAUCAGAGAGAGAAAUUUUAUUAUUAAGAUUGAUUAUAUAUCUAUCAUAUAUAUAUGAUGAUUGUAUAGGGAUAAAUGGUACACAAUUUUUACAUUCUGAAAAAUGGGGGGCUGCCAAUAUGAACUUACUUGAAAAUAGAGGUACUGUAUCACAACAACUUGUAAAUAAUGAUACAUUUUCUAAUAUCCACCUUCUAUAA
Henningerozyma blattae CBS 6284 is the source of this 1131-nucleotide messenger RNA. RefSeq names its product Pnt1p (gene PNT1). The coding region runs from base 1 to 1131 and encodes 376 amino acids. The record is from RefSeq and is a predicted model, not a curated record. The transcript has a single exon. NCBI's taxonomy places the organism in Eukaryota, Fungi, Ascomycota, Saccharomycetes, Saccharomycetales, Saccharomycetaceae.